CUCGCCCUACAGCCAACUCGGAGGGGCGGACCGGGCGGCGAGCCCUGCGCGGGCGCUCGCCGGGCAAAGAGCCGCCGGGGGAACCGGGGCCGCCGUUCCCACGUUCGGCCUUGCGCGCCUCGGCUGACACACGUGUGCCAAGGCCGCCCGCGCCGAGCAGGAGAAGCGCGCCCCGCCUCUCGGACUCAGGGCGGCGGCUGCCGUGAGGGAAACUCGGCGCGCAUGCUCGCUGGCCGGGUGGGGGCGACGCGCCUCCCGGCAUCCCCCGCGCGGCGAGGCGAGGUGUGCCCGGAGCUGCCCUUCCUGCACCCCAGCGAGAGCGGCCUCCUGGCCCGCGUCUGCCGCCUCGGCGCCUUCUACAUCCGCUUCAGCGAGUUCGUCGAGCAGUUCGCCGAGCACGUCCAGCCGCAGCUCCCGCCGCCGGCUCAGCAGCACCCGCAGGAUGGUCACCUGCCCCAGCAAGGGAUUUACCUACGUGCUUUCUGCACUGGACUUGAUGCGGUCCUGCAACCAUACCGACAAGCUUUGCUUGACUUGGAGCAAGAGUUCUUGGCUGAUCCUCACCUGACCAUCUCACAUGUGAACUAUUCCUUGGACCAGUUUCAGCUCCUUUUUCCUUCAUUGAUGGUUGUGGUGGAGCAGAUCAAGACGCAGAAGAUUCACGGCUGUCAAAUCCUGGAGAUUGUCCAUCAUUACAGUCGUGGUGGCUUGCCCCCUGUACGGAGUGCCCUCGAACAGGUCUUGGCUAUGUGUCAUGCUGUCAUGUACAAACAGCUCUCAGCCUGGAUGCUGCAUGGGUUACUCCUGGACCAGUAUGAGGAGUUCUUCAUUAAGCAGGGUCCCUCUUCAGGGAGUGUCCCUUCCCAGCCUGAAGAGGAGGAGGAUGAUCUGGGCAUUGGAGGGCUGACAGGAAAACAGCUACGAGAGCUGCAGGAUAUGCGACUGAUUGAAGAGGAGAACAUGUUGGCCCCUUCUCCAAAGCAGUUCUCUCUGCGGAUAGAAAUGUUGCCUUCCUACAUCCCCGUGCGUGUUGCUGAGAAAAUCCUCUUUGUGGGAGAGUCUGUUCAGAUGUUUGAGAGUCAGAAUAUAAGCCUUACAAAAAAAGGGUCCAUCUUGAAGAACCAGGAAGAUAUCUUUGCCGCAGAGUUGCAUCGCCUCAAGCAGCAGACCCUCUUCAACCUGGUAGACUUUGAGUCUGUGGUUGACUGGAUCCGGAGCACUGUGGCUGAGCACUUAUGGAAGCUGAUGGUAGAAGAAUCAGAUCUAAUAGGACAGCUGAAGAUUAUUAAAGAUUUUUAUCUCUUGGGGAGAGGAGAACUGUUUCAGGCUUUCAUUGACACUGCACAGCAUUUGCUAAAGACACCUCCCACUGCGGUGACAGAGCACGAUGUCAACGUGGCAUUCCAGCAGUCAGCCCACAAAGUGUUACUGGAUGAUGACAACCUCCUCCCUCUCCUUCAUCUCACCAUCCAUUACCAUGGAAAGGAGCACAGAGAUGCUCAGGCUCGUGAAACCCCUUCUCGAGAAUUAUCUCCCCAUGAGUCUCCCACAUCAGGCUGGGCUGCACUAGGGCUCCACUACAAAGUACAGUGGCCUCUCCAUAUCCUCUUCACUCCAGCUGUCCUGGAAAAAUACAAUGUCGUGUUCAAGUACCUGCUCAGUGUGCGGCGAGUCCAGGCUGAGCUGCAGCACUGUUGGGCUCUGCAGAUGCAGUGCAAGCGCCUAGAAUCUAACAGAACAGACGCAAUCAAGUGGCGGAUGCGGCAUCACAUGACUUUCCUCGUCGACAAUCUGCAGUAUUACUUGCAGGUGGAUGUCCUGGAGUCUCAGUUUGCACAGCUACUGCAACAGAUCAAUUCUACCCGUGACUUUGAGAGCAUCCGACUGGCGCAUGAUCACUUCUUGAGCAACCUCCUCGCACAGUCCUUUAUUCUGCUGAAACCAGCUUUCCAUUGUCUGAACGAAAUCUUGGAUCUCUGCCAUAGCUUCUGCUCCCUAGUCAGCCAGAACCUAGGACCACUGGAUGAACGAGGCACCACCCAGCUGAGCAUCCUAGCCAAGGGCUUCAGCAGCCAGUCUUCUCUUCUGUUCAAGAUUCUCUCCAGUGUCCAUAACCACCAGAUAAACUCAGACUUGGCUCAACUGCUGCUACGCUUGGAUUACAACAAGUAUUACACUCAGGCUGGAGGCACCUUGGGCAGUGUGGGGCUGGACUGAACCUGUCUCAACUGGAGCCGAGGAGCCAGCGUAAUUUCUGCCUGACCUGAGAGCACUAGCCCAGCCACUUGGGGUAGCCAUCAGUCCCUGGGCCCCCACCCCUUUCUUAACAACUGGGAAAAUCAACACACUUCAAUAAAGAACACUCGUACAUCU
This is a messenger RNA of Eublepharis macularius, 2373 nucleotides long. It is a transcript of the gene TUBGCP4, whose product is annotated as tubulin gamma complex associated protein 4. The record is from RefSeq and is a predicted model, not a curated record. The coding region runs from base 223 to 2217 and encodes 664 amino acids. Gene Ontology annotation, molecular function: microtubule minus-end binding; gamma-tubulin binding. Gene Ontology annotation, biological process: spindle assembly; mitotic cell cycle; meiotic cell cycle. The transcript has 18 exons. Lineage: Eukaryota; Metazoa; Chordata; Lepidosauria; Squamata; Eublepharidae. Gene Ontology annotation, cellular component: centrosome; equatorial microtubule organizing center; spindle pole.